CUUGUAGAGCCUGACGCAGACGCAGAGAUUCGGCCAGACGUCACUGCCUUCGUCACUAAGGUUUCUGGAGCUCAAUUCGGCUCUCAUCGCUUUGAGAGGUUCUCGAACUGGAAAGCUCUCAAUCGAGCCACAGCACGACUCAUUCAUGUUGCCAAAUCCUUUCACGAAAGUGCGGACGACAACAACUGCAGAGGCUGGCAUCAGUGUAAAAAACCAUGCAGUACAAGUGAGUUGUCACAAGCCAAAACAGCAAUCAUUCACUGUGUGCAACAUGAAGCCUUCAAAGAGGAAUUCAAAUGCCUUGAGAAAGGAAAAGAGUUACCAAAACAAAGUACACUCAAAAAGCUGAACCCAGUGAUUGAUGAGGAUGGGUUGCUGAGGGUGGGAGGCCGAUUAUCCUCUGCCGACCUGUCACAAGACGAAAAACAUCCUCUCAUCAUCCCACGGACGCAUCAUGUCGCCACUCUGCUGGUAAGACAUUAUCACGAGCAAGUGGCUCACCAGGGCCGUCAUUUUUCAGAUGGAGCUAUUCGAGCAGCAGGCUUCUGGAUUAUUGGGAGCAAACAUCUGGUCUCUGGUAUCAUCCACAAGUGUGUCACCUGCCGUAAGGUUAGAGGAAAGUCAGUUGACCAAAAGAUGGCGGACUUACCUGCAGACAGACUCACAUCAGAGCCACCAUUCACCAGUGUUGGACUUGAUGUGUUUGGACCAUGGAAUGUCAUAACUCGUCGCACUAGAGGUGGUAGUGCAGACUCCAAGCGCUGGGCGGUACUCUUUACAUGUAUGUCUACUAGAGCAGUCCAUAUUGAGCUCAUCGAAUCCAUGUCCACAUCCAGCUUCAUCAACGCGCUGAGGCGUUUUUUCUCUAUCCGCGGUCCAGCAAAAGUGCUACGAUCUGAUCGAGGUACAAACUUUAUAGGUGCCUGCAGGGAACUGGGAAUCGACACAAAUGACUCAGAGUUGACUAAAUACCUCUCAGACAAGGGAUGUACUUGGAUAUUUAAUCCCCCACACUCGUCUCAUAUGGGUGGUUCUUGGGAGAGACUCAUUGGGGUUGCCAGACGUAUCCUUGAUGCUAUGCUGUUUCAGACGGGCUCCACUCGUCUCACACAUGAGGUCUUGAGCACUCUUAUGUCUGAAGUUAUGGCAAUAAUCAAUGCGAGACCCCUAGUGUCAGUGUCAACCGAUCCUGACAUGCCUGCCAUUCUUACACCCUCAAUGUUACUGACACAAAAGACCAACGCUACCUCAGCCCCUUCUGGAUAUUUCCACAUGAACGAUCUUCAUGGAAAACAGUGGAAGCAAGUCCAGUGUCUCGCUGACACUUUCUGGAAAAGGUGGAGACAGGAGUACCUGACAACACUGCAGAGACGCAGAAAAUGGACAGCAGAAAAGCCAAAUGUGAAAGUGGGAGAUGUUGUCUUAUUGAAAGACAGUCAGACGCACAGAAAUGACUGGCCAGUCGGACUUGUGGUCAAAACCUUUCCCAGUACUGACGGAAAGGUCAGGAAAGUAGAACUAAAGGUUGUCAAGCAAGGGAUUGCUAAGGUGUUUCUGAGACCAAUCUCAGAGAUUGUUGUUCUUCUUUCUGAAGCAUCCUAGAGGCAAAAUAUUUGAUUUCAUAGUGGCACAAUCUCAUUAUACCAGGCGGGGAGUGUGCUGCCAUCUUGUUAGAAGGUAUCAGAUUUAUUUUAUUAUAGUGAUUAAGAGUGACUUUCAUUGUGUUCCAUG
Molecule: messenger RNA, 1731 nt
Organism: Coregonus clupeaformis (lake whitefish)
Lineage: Eukaryota; Metazoa; Chordata; Actinopteri; Salmoniformes; Salmonidae
Exons: 1
Coding region: 637-1602 (321 amino acids)
Biological process (GO): DNA integration
Molecular function (GO): nucleic acid binding
Source: RefSeq, a predicted model, not a curated record